This is a messenger RNA of Manihot esculenta (cassava), 550 nucleotides long. RefSeq names its product gibberellin-regulated protein 9. Bases 113 to 448 code for a protein of 111 amino acids. The transcript is spliced from 4 exons. NCBI's taxonomy places the organism in Eukaryota, Viridiplantae, Streptophyta, Magnoliopsida, Malpighiales, Euphorbiaceae. The record is from RefSeq and is a predicted model, not a curated record.
GCCAACUCUUUAUGUCUAUUUAUAGCCCAUUCUUUUCUUUCUUUCAAUCAAAUUACUUCUCUCAUUACAUUUCAUCAACUUAUCAUUUUUACCUCUUCUAUAUUUCCAGAAGAUGAAGCCCUUCUCGAUUUUCGUUGUAAUCAUUCUGCUUCUUCAGGUUUCUUUGGGCCAUUCAUUUCUCAGUAAUUCUGCAAACUUUCAUGCAAAUAUUGAUGAAGGAAGUGAUGCUGUUGCCAUUGACAAGAAACAUCACUAUAAGAAAAUCAAUUGUGGGUAUGCAUGCUCAAGGAGAUGCAAGGAUUCAUCAAGAAAGAAUGUGUGCCAUAGAGCAUGUAGAAGUUGUUGCUUGAGAUGCCAAUGUGUUCCACCAGGCACCUAUGGCAACAAGCAAGCAUGCCCAUGUUAUGCAAGCCUCAGAACCCAUGGAAAUAAACCCAAGUGCCCUUGAAUUUCAUCCCCCACUCUAUAAAUCUUCAUCAAGUUAAUGCCUUUGUAUUAAUCUCUAGUUAAUAAAAUUGUUAUAUGAUCAAUAAGAGGGAAUGCUUUUCAA